GGGGCGGGCUCCGGGCGGUUGGUUGGCGAGGCGCCGCAGCCGAGAGGUCCGGGAAAGUUUCUUUGGAGGUGCGGCCGGGAGCGGCCAUGUCCCACGGCCCCAAGCAGCCCGGCGCGGCCGUCGCGCCGGCGGGCGGCAAGGCUCCUGCACAGCAUGGGGGCUUCGUGGUGGCUGUCAAGCAAGAGCGCGGCGAGGGCCCGCGAGCCAGUGACAAGGGGUCCCACGAGGAGGAGCCUGUGAAGAAGCGAGGCUGGCCCAAGGGAAAGAAGCGAAAGAAGAUCCUGCCAAAUGGCCCCAAAGCACCUGUCACUGGCUACGUGCGCUUCCUGAACGAGCGCCGAGAGCAGAUUCGCACGCGCCACCCGGACCUGCCCUUUCCUGAGAUCACCAAGAUGCUGGGUGCCGAGUGGAGCAAACUGCAGCCCACAGAGAAGCAGCGGUACCUGGAUGAGGCCGAGCGGGAGAAGCAGCAGUACAUAAAGGAGCUGCGCGCGUACCAGCAGUCAGAAGCCUACAAGAUGUGCACCGAGAAGAUCCAGGAAAAGAAGAUCAAGAAAGAGGACUCGGGCUCCGGGCUCAUGAAUACCCUCUUGAAUGGACACAAGGGUGGGGACUGCGAUGGCUUCUCCACCUUUGAUGUCCCCAUUUUCACUGAAGAGUUCUUGGACCAAAACAAAGCUCGGGAGGCGGAGCUGCGGCGCCUGCGGAAGAUGAACGUGGCCUUCGAGGAGCAGAACGCGGUGCUGCAGAGGCACACCCAGAACAUGAGCAGCGCGCGCGAGCGCCUGGAGCAGGAGCUGGCGCUGGAGGAGCGGCGGACGCUGGCGCUGCAGCAGCAGCUCCAGGCCGUGCGCCAGGCGCUCACCGCCAGCUUCGCCUCGCUGCCCGUCCCCGGUGCGGAAACCCCCGCCCCCCACCGGGAGUUCUUGUCCCCGCGAAUCCUGCUCCUUCCUUCAAACCCCCACCCGGGCCACCAGGGAGGUCAUGCCCCUUGGGGUCCCGCCCUCCCUUUGCCCAGACCCUGGAAGUAG
Messenger RNA from Myotis lucifugus (little brown bat), 1031 nucleotides. It is a transcript of the gene HMG20B, whose product is annotated as high mobility group 20B. The coding region runs from base 87 to 1031 and encodes 314 amino acids. NCBI's taxonomy places the organism in Eukaryota, Metazoa, Chordata, Mammalia, Chiroptera, Vespertilionidae. The record is from RefSeq and is a predicted model, not a curated record. Gene Ontology annotation, cellular component: nucleus. The transcript has 8 exons. Gene Ontology annotation, biological process: regulation of gene expression.